Ailuropoda melanoleuca (giant panda) is the source of this 575-nucleotide messenger RNA. RefSeq names its product signal peptide, CUB and EGF-like domain-containing protein 3. The record is from RefSeq and is a predicted model, not a curated record. The transcript has 5 exons. Bases 66 to 575 code for a protein of 169 amino acids. Lineage: Eukaryota; Metazoa; Chordata; Mammalia; Carnivora; Ursidae.
CCAUUUCCUGGGGCUGACCCCUCCAGCCCUGUCCAGCUGGCACCUACUGCCAAAAGGCUGCUACCAUGAAGCCCACCACCUGCCCCAAAGGUCACUAUUGCCUAGGAGGAACAUCCUCUGCUCUUCCCUGCCCAGAGGGAACCCUGAACCCAUGCGAAGGUGCUCUCUCCCCUAGGGCCUGCCAGCCCUGUCCUGCAGGGAGGUAUUGCCCUGGGGAGGGCAACGGGCAGAGUGAGGGUGGCGCCUCAGAGGGAAGCUGUGGACCCUGUCCAGCUGGUUCCUUCUGCCCCGGCCUGAGCCUAAGCUCUCCUAUCAGCUCCUGUGUGGCUGGCUCUGAAUGCUCCUGGAAUCUCAGGACCUCCAGCUCCAUGGCUUUCCUCUGCCCUCAGGGUCACUUCUGCCAACUGGGGUCUGCUUGGCCUGCCCCGUGCCACCAAGGGGAGUACCAGCCCUCCCUAGGCUCAGACACCUGCCUCUCCCUGGGGGUCCAGGGUGAGCACCUGGAUCAGGAUGAUGGCAAACAGGUGUCAUCACCUGUGCCAGUCUGGGUCAACAAUCUGGGAGCAGCUUCCUGA